AUGGAUCAAUUAAAUUUCUCUGGCCGCGUAGCUGUUGUGACAGGAGCCGGUGGUGGCCUAGGAAAGGCCUACGCCUUACUUCUUGGUUCUAGAGGUGCUAAAGUGGUGGUAAACGAUCUCGGCAGUGCUCGAGAUGGUGUUGGUAAAUCAAACUUCGCAGAUCUUGUUGUACAGGAAAUUAAGGACAAAGGUGGAAUUGCUGUCGCCGAUUACAACUCGGUGGUUGAAGGAGAGAAGAUUAUUAAAACGGCUCUCGAUAACUUCGGAAGGGUUGAUAUUCUUAUCAACAAUGCCGGUAUCUUACGUGACAAGAGUUUUCAGAAGAUGUCCGAACAGGAUUGGGACUUGAUCCAAGCUGUACAUCUGAAAGGCGCUUACAAAACCACUCAAGCUGCGUGGGAGACUUUCAAAAAACAGAAGUAUGGUCGCAUCAUCAUGACGAGUAGUAACGCUGGUUUGUUCGGAAACUUUGGACAGGCUAAUUAUAGCGCUGCAAAGAUGGGUCUAGUCGGUCUAGCCAGUACAUUGGCCAUUGAAGGCGCGAAAUACAACAUUAAAGUGAACACAAUAGUACCGACAGCAGCCUCCAGACUCACAGAAGACAUCUUACCACCGGAAAUGUUCCAAGCGAUGAAACCUGAUCUCAUCGCACCCGUUGUAGCCUACAUGGUACAUGAGUCUUUCACUGAUAGCGGGCUCAUUAUUGACUCAACAUUGGGUUUCGCUACCAAGGCUCAUCUUGUCCACUCACAGGGAGCACUAUUGAGGAAGAAACCAUCGGAUCCUGUGACAAUAGAAUCAGUUAGAGACAAUUGGUCCCAAGUUGUGAACAUGGAGAACGCUCAACACAUAGAUAAGAUAGCUGAAGUUACAGUCAAUCUCGUUGAGAAAUUACAGGUAUAA
Molecule: messenger RNA, 903 nt
Organism: Danaus chrysippus (African queen)
Lineage: Eukaryota; Metazoa; Arthropoda; Insecta; Lepidoptera; Nymphalidae
Source: the annotation of a GenBank genome assembly